UUGAGUUUAAGCCUUUAACACUAGGAAAGUGAAUUUUAUUUACUUUGUUUCAGCAUUCCACUGAGACAAAUAUGCUAUCAUGAGUGUGGCCCAGUGUGGAACCAAGAUGGUUAUACUGUGGGGCAUUCUCACCACCCAGCAGUGUUCCUGCACACUUCACCAACAGGAGUGUCACACCAGCCAACUGCAGUGGUGAUGAAAAUAAGCCACAUACAAGUGUCAAACCCAGUGACACUGCCACCUACACCAUUGUGGCCUGCCACUGUACUCAGGGCCAUCUUCCCCACGACACUCAUCUGCAGUGAAUUCUCCUGGCUGCAGCACUGCCUCCCACCUGCAUGGACUGCAUCAGCAUACAGUGCUGGAGCUCUGAAAACCACCAUAUUCAAAGCACAACAUAAUGUACAAGUGAAAAGAAAGGAGAAAGAGAAGAGACAGAACCGACACAUGACCAUUGCUGAGAUAGCUGAAAAAUCUGGUGAAACACAGGAUGAUGACAAGACAACUAUUCCCAGUGCCAUUGCACGACAGAAUGUAUAAACAAGGUCAAUGAAUAGUCCUCUGAGCCAGGGGGGUUUGUGAGAACAUGUGACAGUUCUAACAAGUUGAUUCUGCACUCACUUGCACCCCAUUGGGUGCCUACAACUGACAGGUAUGUCAAACA
This is a messenger RNA of Cryptotermes secundus, 664 nucleotides long. RefSeq lists its product as uncharacterized. The coding region runs from base 196 to 540 and encodes 114 amino acids. Lineage: Eukaryota; Metazoa; Arthropoda; Insecta; Blattodea; Kalotermitidae. The transcript has 2 exons. The record is from RefSeq and is a predicted model, not a curated record.